This is a messenger RNA of Nanorana parkeri, 2322 nucleotides long. It is a transcript of the gene TBC1D22A, whose product is annotated as TBC1 domain family member 22A. Gene Ontology annotation, molecular function: GTPase activator activity. Bases 218 to 1783 code for a protein of 521 amino acids. NCBI's taxonomy places the organism in Eukaryota, Metazoa, Chordata, Amphibia, Anura, Dicroglossidae. The record is from RefSeq and is a predicted model, not a curated record. The transcript is spliced from 15 exons. Gene Ontology annotation, biological process: activation of GTPase activity.
CUGGCAAAAGUUUGUUGACUUCCGCGAUGCCAAGCAUCGCCACUUCUGAUUGGCCGACACUCAUCAGUUUGUCAGCUCGACCAAUGGCGGUAUUGGUUCUUGCACGGCCAAACAUGGCGGCUUCCAGACACAGAGGCUAGGUGGUUUUAGGGGAAGAAUUGAGCAGCCGGGUGUGAUCCAUCUAUUUCUACCGGGAGAUCGGUGAUGUGGAGAGGAAAUGGCGAGCGACACGGGGAGAAAGCAGUUCUGGAAAAGAAACGUCAAUAAAGUACCGGGGAGCAUUCAACAUGUAUAUGGUGCCCAGCAUCCUCCUUUUGAUCCACUGCUUCAUGGAACCUUGACAAAAACAAUUCCGAGGCCUCCAACAACACCUAUAAAGCUAAAAAAAGUCUCCACUUUCCAAGAGUUUGAAAGCAACACAAGCGAUGCAUGGGAUGUUGGAGAGGACGAUGAUGAACUUCUAGCCAUGGCAGCAGAAAAUUUAAAUACUGGAGUUGUUUUAGAAACGGCAAAUAAAGUUAUUCAAAACCAUACGAAAUUACAGGAGCAGAACAAAUUCCAAGAGAUCAAACAGCUGGGGGACAGACCUGUGGCGCCUGAAGAGCUUUCCUCACAUGUGACCAGUGAUAACAAGAUUGUGAAAUCAGCCAGUGAGAGCCAUCUGAGUUGCCCCACUCAAGCGGCGGCCAUAUUGAGUGAGAAGCAUGCUUUACAGCGACAACAAUCUGUGCCUCAGCAGACAUCUGCUGCAGUGGUGAACAAGCUGGCAGACCAAGUCCUCGUGAACACUGCUGGAUUGUCUGAAAGAGAAGCAUUUCGGCUAGAGAAAUUCAGACAGCUUCUUGCUGGUCCAAGCACCGACCUUGAUGAGUUGCGAAAAUUAAGUUGGUCUGGAAUUCCCAAACCUGUCAGGUCUAUAACAUGGAAGCUUCUUUCGGGUUAUCUGCCAGCAAAUGUGGAACGAAGAGAGGGGACACUAAAAAGAAAGCAAAAAGAGUAUUUUGCCUUUAUAGAACAGUACUACAAUUCCCGGAAUGAUGAAACAAAUCAGAGCACAUACAGACAGAUUCUGAUAGAUAUUCCUAGAAUGAGUCCUGAGACAUUAAUUCUUCAACCAGUAGUUACAGAGAUAUUUGAAAGAAUUUUGUUUAUAUGGGCAAUUCGGCAUCCAGCAAGUGGAUAUGUUCAAGGAAUAAAUGACUUAGUCACACCAUUCUUUGUUGUAUUCAUUAGUGACUAUGUGGAAGCUGAAGAAGUGGAAAAUGUUGAUGUUUCCAGUCUGCCUGAAGAGGUGCUGCGGAACAUUGAAGCUGACAGUUACUGGUGCAUGAGCAAGUUGCUUGAUGGCAUUCAGGAUAACUACACCUUUGCACAGCCAGGAAUUCAGAAGAAAGUGAAAAUGUUGGAGGAGCUGGUUAGCCGUAUUGAUGAACAAGUACAUAGACACUUACAUCAGUAUGAGGUUGAAUACCUGCAAUUUGCUUUCCGCUGGAUGAAUAAUCUUCUGAUGAGAGAAGUCCCCCUGCGGUGUACCAUUAGACUGUGGGAUACAUACCAGUCUGAACCUGAAGGAUUUUCGCACUUUCAUUUAUAUGUGUGUGCUGCCUUUCUAGUGAGAUGGGGGAAAGAGAUACUGGAAGAGAAAGAUUUUCAUGGAUUAUUGAUCUUAUUGCAGAAUUUGCCCACCGCACACUGGGAGAAUGAAGAUAUCAGCGUCCUCCUGGCUGAAGCCUACAGACUAAAAUUUGCUUUUGCAGAUGCCCCCAAUCACUACAAGAAAUGACCUGAUUCAUUGCAGGCAACAUUUGAAAACCUCCCUCCUUAUUAGUGAUUUAUAUGAAUAUGUACAAUAUAAAUACUUUUUGUGCUUUUUUAUUGCAGUGGUACAGUUUUCACAAAUUCACAAAAUAAUUAUGAAUCAUAUCUACAGUUGCUUAGGUGUGAAUUCUGAUAGACCAAGCCCAUUGUAACAUGCCAUAUACCAAAGAAACAUAUUUUCAAUGAAUUUACAGGGUAGAACUAGAGGAAAAUGGCAUCCUCCCACUUAUGGCGGGUGCUCUGAAAGUGAUCGUUUGAGAUUUGUCAAAUGUAAAGUAUAGUAAGCAUUAAAAAUCCUAAGCUGACAAUGUUGCUUGGAAGUUUUUUUUACAGUUAUGUUGCCUUAGUAAUUCUAAAUACUAAAGAAAAGAAAAGUCUAUAACUUCUACCCGUUAACUAUGAGUUCUGUAUAAUGCAUUUGUGAUAGAAAGGGAGCUGUUGUAUUAAUGGCAGGUUGCUUUUUGGUAUUUAAAACUGGAGUCACCAUUGCAUAAAAAAUAUGUU